Molecule: messenger RNA, 3019 nt
Organism: Teleopsis dalmanni
Lineage: Eukaryota; Metazoa; Arthropoda; Insecta; Diptera; Diopsidae
Exons: 5
Coding region: 817-2883 (688 amino acids)
Source: RefSeq, a predicted model, not a curated record
CUUGUAUCAAAAAAUUAAUAAGAUUUUGAUUUUUGGGAUUUUUAUAUACAAAAAUUUGGCUAAUCCUUGUGAAGACAGUUCUCAAUCAGGCAGUCAUUUAAAAAAUUAUCGAUCAUUUGAAAAAGUCUAAGAAAACGUAAUUGAGCUGUAAUGAAGUCGAUGAUGAUAUAAAUAUCGUCAUCACUGUUUUCAAUAAACGAGGCAUUAAUCGCUCAAGUAGCGUAUACGUUUCAUUCCACUUUGCACAAUUGAUUGACAGUCCAGCAGGAAAGUAAAGGACACAGCAGCACCCAAAACAACAGAACGAACUUCGCCACUAGUUUUCAGGCAUUUACUGUACACAAAAGCAUAUAGAAGGAUUCGUGCUGCCACGUGAGACGAGUGGGUGUUACAAAAGGAAUAAACUGAAGCCAACGUUGUUAACAAAAAAUCAAUAGAAAAUAAAGCCAAAACGUCAAAGUCAAACGAAACGAAAACGAGAAAACAUAAGGAAGUCCACACUGGACAGUUACUAAAUACGAUAUGAGUGCUAUGUGCAUGAGGAGAAAGUGGGUGUGGUGCCUACGAGGCGACCAGUAACCACCAGUAACGCAUUAUUCUCCACUCGCAAAUUCGUUUAUGCAUGUUUUUCGCACACACAAGGAUAACUGAAACUUAAACAGACGUUAAAGCAACGUGCCAGUGUCCUUACAGUGUAUACUACGCUUGAGCACUGGAAAUAUUUAAAAAAAACCAACAAAACUGUAUAAAGUAAACAUACUUACUUAUAUGGAAUUAGUGUUAAGCAGCUUAAAUCGUCAAUAGUCAGCCAUAAAUAUGUCACAAAAACUUUCCUUCGCCGCUGGCAUGGACAAUGCCUUAUAUGAGCAACAAAUGCAGAACCGUAAUGCAAUAGCUUCCACAACUCUCACGUCAGCCACAAGACCUUCAAUGCAUCAAUUUGAAAACGAAUUGCAACAAAGGCUGCAUCAUUAUCAGCACCAGCAACAUGCAUUAGAUCGAUUUCAAACCAAUCGUAUGAACUUUUCAAAUUAUUCAAAUGCAUAUCCUUAUAACAUACCAUAUGCAGCUGGUACUUUUGGCCAACAUGCUCGUACAAAUCCACUUAGAGCUUCCCCCUAUGAUUACGAAGCGUAUAUAAAUCGCGCGCGCUAUUCUUCCUAUCAACAUCAAAUAGUCCCGUCGAGCGUUUUACAUUACCCACCACGAAACUAUCCGUUUCAACAGCACCAACUAAUGGAACGACAACACACAAAUAUUUAUCAAUCACAAUCUCCAUACUACAUGCAACAAUACCAACAGCAGCAAUCCCACCACCCACAUCAACAACAAUUUCUUGCGGCACAACGCUCUCCCUAUUUGGAGAUGCAUUUAAAUGAACAGGCGUCACUUGCUGCAACAAAUCCAAGCGUUUACACCGACUCCGCCAAUCUCACUCUACAACAACUUGAGCAGCAGCGACAGUUGCACCAACGGUUGCACUAUCAACAAAUACCAGCAGAAAGACAAAAUCUCCUGUCACCAACACAAUGUCGUGACGCUUACUCAACAGACGAAACUACAAGUUUGUUAUUCCAGCAACAGCAUAAAUCAUAUCCUAAUGCACAGGAUGCACUGCAAGUGUCAAAUCAGCGCAACGCAACUAACCCAUCCGAGUCGGUGCACAUAAAUCCAGCAGAGUAUUCGCACAAUUUUAAAAACGACUUGGGUCAGGUGCCAACUCCUUUAAAUAAUGUUGCGCAAAUAUCUGAAGAGGAGGUCAAUACCGAGGAAAGUGGCAGAGCACAACUUGUCAUCUCACCGCCAAUGCUAAGUGCCACUGGCACUGACAGUGGCGUAAGUAGUUGCAGUGGCUCUUCGAAUUCCAACUAUCAAUGUGUGGAUGAUAAGGAUUUUAUUUGUUUAAAUAAAGAAAGUUCCCCACAAUAUGAAUCGGCACCUUCAGACAGAGAAAGUAAAAAUUGUAACGAAAAUAUCAAAAUCAAAAGUGAAAAGAUAGAGGAAUUGCAAGCAACAAUUAAGACGGAAGCUGUGGCAAAUGGGGUAACGGAAGCAGAUAUCAAGGUUGAUAUUGAUGAAGUCGAACUAAUAAAGGUCAAGACAGAGGAGAAUCCUAAUGAUGAAGUGGAACAAUUGGACACCUUCAAGCCAAAACUUGACUCAAAUGAACAAACUGGCUCUAUAAGUAUUAAUUCAACAGAAGCUCCCAUCUCAACGAAUUCUUCUCCAACAACUGAUCGAGCACUUACUCCGCGCCAGCAUUUAUCAACGAAUUACGGCUCCAAAGCGCAAUAUUCAACGAAUAGACAGUUUGAUGAUAACAGUUGGUCACCUUUUCCAACUUCACCCAGUAAUUCCAUUCAGCAUAAUAAUUUCAAAAGCAUAUCUAACAAUAGAAAUUUGACUCCGUCGCCUAUACCUAUAGUUCCACAAAAUUCACCUGUUGACUAUUCUAUGCAAUCGAUAAAAAAGAAACAUAUUAUAGAAUAUGAUUUAAUACCAAGCAAAAAGAAGACGAAGCGUAGAUUCAAAGCUCACGGAAAUGAAAAAAAUCCACAUGAGGAAAUACGUAACACGAAACCAUUACCAGGAUUUCAGCAGGCAUUUGGUACAACUGAAAUUGGACGCUUUUCGGAAACAUUUUUAUUCAACGCUGACAAUGCAACAAAUUUCUUAGGAGACAUCGAACAUCAAGCAGAGUUCUAUCCAGAAUACUCUCAACAGUUGUCGGCAUAUGAGAACGUUGAUAAUAGGAACACUAAUAAUGAAACACACUAUGAGAAUUUUCCGUGCAACAAUACAUACAAUAUGACGCCAUACGAGAGAUAUUUGAGAGCGAAUAAAAGAUUAAAUGAAAUAAAUUGCAACGAUAAUGAUUAUUAAUGAUUUUUUUUUUUAAUUUAAUAUCAUAAUUAUGUACAUAAGAAUACAUAAGAAACUCAAAGAUCAAAAUGAAAAAAGUCGAAUUAAGUGUGCCUUUUCGGUCAAAAAUAGCAUUUUGUAAAUAAGAAAUUAAAAU